ACCCCUUAUAUCAAAGAAAAAUGACACUAUGUAACUUUAUUGCAUUGGAAAAGACUAUAACUAUGCAAUGGAUCCCUUUUGUUCAAUCGAUUAUCUAGCAACAAGGGUUAAUGUUUCUUCUAUUCGGUUGGUAAUAAUAGAACAAUUAUGUUUGUAGGAACAAAGAGAAACAAAUCUAUUCUAUACCCGAUAAGUAGCAAUACGCAAUGGGGAGUUGAUACCAUCUUCUAUCAGUAAAUGCUUUCAUACUUGUUCAUUAUUGGAAGGCUAUAUUGGUAAGAAUUUUUUCUUAAACUAAACCUUUCUAAUCUAUGCAGAAAAUAGAAUUAAUGAGUGAUAUUAUAAAAACAAUAACCUUAAUUAUUACGUUUCCACAUCAAAGUGAAAUAGAGUACUUAAUUAUUUUUUCUUUCAUUUAAUGCCUAUUGGUGUUCCAAAAGUUCCCUUUCGAAGUCCUGGAGAGGAAGAUGCAUCUUGGGUUGACGUAUACAACCGACUUUAUCGAGAAAGAUUACUUUUUUUAGGCCAAGAAGUCGAUAGCGAGAUCUCGAAUCAACUUAUUGGUCUUAUGGUAUAUCUCAGUAUCGAAGAUGAUACCAAGGAUUUAUAUUUGUUUAUAAAUUCUCCUGGCGGAUGGGUAAUACCCGGAGUAGCUAUUUAUGAUACCAUGCAAUUUGUGCGACCAGAUGUACAUACAAUAUGCAUGGGGUUAGCUGCUUCAAUGGGAUCUUUUAUCCUGGUCGGAGGAGAAAUUACUAAACGUUUAGCAUUCCCUCACGCUUGGAUCAGGGUAAUGAUUCAUCAACCCGCGAGCUCUUUUUAUGAGGCCCAAACGGGAGAAUUUAUCCUGGAAGCGGAAGAACUUUUGAAAUUGCGUGAAACCCUCACAAGGGUUUAUGUACAAAGAACGGGCAAACCCUUAUGGGUUGUAUCCGAAGAUAUGGAAAGGGAUGUUUUUAUGUCAGCAACAGAAGCCCAAGCUCAUGGAAUUGUUGAUCUUGUAGCGGUCGAAUAA
Molecule: messenger RNA, 1015 nt
Organism: Amaranthus tricolor (Joseph's coat)
Lineage: Eukaryota; Viridiplantae; Streptophyta; Magnoliopsida; Caryophyllales; Amaranthaceae
Product: ATP-dependent Clp protease proteolytic subunit
Exons: 3
Coding region: 419-1015 (198 amino acids)
Biological process (GO): protein quality control for misfolded or incompletely synthesized proteins
Cellular component (GO): endopeptidase Clp complex
Molecular function (GO): serine-type endopeptidase activity; ATPase binding; ATP-dependent peptidase activity
Source: RefSeq, a predicted model, not a curated record